Messenger RNA from Canariomyces notabilis, 1490 nucleotides. RefSeq names its product chalcone isomerase. The transcript has a single exon. Lineage: Eukaryota; Fungi; Ascomycota; Sordariomycetes; Sordariales; Chaetomiaceae. Gene Ontology annotation, molecular function: intramolecular lyase activity. The record is from RefSeq and is a predicted model, not a curated record. Bases 140 to 1345 code for a protein of 401 amino acids.
GGGCCAAGCGCAAACUCGGAAGUCGGAACACGCGAGAGGCUCCCCUUGAGACCAGGCGACGGUUGGAGUCCCGAGCUGCGAGUAAAAGAACGACUGACUGGAAUUGCCUGUUUCAUUGUGCAACGUCAACUGCUUUACAAUGCUCCGUCAACCAGCAAUACGCCGACUCGCGCAGCUCCCGACAAGGAGCCCAUUCCAGAGCAGGGUCCAAAGCCGAUCCCUUCUGUCCCGCCGGUCGAGCAGGACACAUGGCCGGCCCGUCGAGAACCUCAAUAUCCGGCAGCUUUCCGAACAAUCAGAGGAGUACCAGCGCAAUCGACGAAUCUUUCUCUGGUGCGGCACCGUCGCGGGUGUCGUCUCCUUCAUCUACACUUCCUACAAGAUCGCAGUAGAGCUGUCCAAGCCUGUACAGCUCGACUCAAGUUUGCCGUCAACUGACCCCCUAGCUGGACCCAGCGGCGGGGCGGACCGGAAAGUCGUGGUUUACGACGAGGAAGGACGUGAGAUUGUGCCCACGGGCAACAGCACAGUACCAACCUUUCCCCGAACCAUUGACCUCCCUGAUUACACGGGCCCAAUAUCCUCAUCCUCCAACUCGGACUCAGCCGACCCGAGCACAAUCCCGACGCUUACAAGUCCAACAACCGAGUACACUUUGGUCGGCCUUGGCCUCCGCACCGUCACCUUCAUCAAUCUGCAGGUCUACGUUGUCGGCUACUAUGUAGCCACAUCGGAUAUCGCGGCGCUACAAGCCGCGCUAACCAAGAAGAUCAACCCGAUCGCGACGACGCUUGUGCCCGGCGAGCGCGAGGAGCUACGCGCGCUUCUUCUCGACCCGGUCGCGGGCGAGCAGGCCUGGGACGAGCUGCUCAGGAGCGGCAUCCCCGCACGGUCGGCGUUCCGCGUCGUCCCCGUGCGCGACACUGACUUCCAUCAUCUGCGCGACGGGUUCGUGCGCGCCAUCCAAGCCCGCGCGCCGACGGUGGGUUCCCCCCGCGCGGGGACGGCAGCCGAGGACGAGGCGUUUGGCGAGGCGAUGCGCCAGUUCCGGGCCGUCUUCAACCGCGGCAGCGUGCCAAAGAGGAAGGAGUUGUUGUUGGUCAGAGAUGAAACGGGGAGGUUGAGCAUCACGUACGGAGGUGAUCGCCGGGCCGGGAGGCAGUUGAUUGGCGUCGUUGAGGACGAGCGCGUGUCAAGAGCACUCUGGCUCAAUUACCUGGCCGGGAAGAAGGUGGCGAGCGAGCCGGCGCGGAAGAAUAUUGUCGAGGGCAUCAUGGAGUUUGUGGAGCGGCCUGUCGGCACCGUGGCGUCGCAGGUUGUGCCUGUUAUCAACGCGAAGCCGUAGCUGAGACUACUCUCUCACGUGUACGAAUAGCAUGUAAACCCCAACCUCAUCGGGCGGCUAACGGGCUCAUUUCUAAUGUUCGUGCGAACCUGGUAUGAUGCUACAGCACGCCUCUGCAAUGUUGGGUAUCCCAAUCCUAAACCAU